Saccostrea cuccullata (small rock oyster) is the source of this 933-nucleotide messenger RNA. RefSeq lists its product as uncharacterized. The transcript has 5 exons. The record is from RefSeq and is a predicted model, not a curated record. NCBI's taxonomy places the organism in Eukaryota, Metazoa, Mollusca, Bivalvia, Ostreida, Ostreidae. Bases 1 to 933 code for a protein of 310 amino acids.
AUGUGGGCGUUGGAUUAUGUGGCUUGUGCAGACGAUGGAUGGGGAGCAGAGAGCUUUAGUGGCGACAAUGCUAGUCUGUAUAUCCAGGCCUGGAUACUCGACUCCUGUAAUAAGCAUUUCUCAACACAAUUCACACUGGAUAAGAGCGACACAAACACUGUCGAGCGAGUGAGCCUGGAUUCGGUGUAUAGUUUAGAUUCAGCAUUUGUUUCUGUUCUGAUGAAAGUAUCAUCUCCAAACAACGAGGAAUUCAUCUUUCACGCUGGCGGUAGCGCCAUGAUUGAUACCUCUAAUGACACAUAUGGAGCUAUAAUAUACGGAUACAAUGAGACAGAGGUUCUGCUCUGGAGACCAUCCAGGACAAAUACAAAUGGACAUUUGGUUUACGUGGGUGGACAGUGGGGUGGCGGGCAAAAUUAUCAAGAAAGUGACGUUGUUGAAGUCAUCAUUAAGGUUAUUAACAUUACAGAUUGCCCAAUCCCUCCUGACAUUUCCAAUGCAUAUAAGCUAUAUGACGGAGUAACUAAUGGUAGCAAAACACUGUACGCUUGUAAGACUGGGUUCACUGAAAGUUCUGAUGACGUCAUUAUUAACUGUAUAGAGGGCACAUGGUCUAAGUCGUCAAUGUUUUGUAAAGAUACAACAAAGGGACUAAGAAGCUAUAUCACCAAUGAGACGCUUGCAGAAUGGAUAAAAGAGAUGAAGAGGAAUCUAUCCGUUCAUAAAUCAAACACUAGCGCCUAUAACAGAAGCUUGAUCAGUGUCUACGAAUCUCGUCCUAGUGCUGUACAGAUAGGAAGUGUUGGGGCCUUUCUGAUGAGUUUUACUAUAACAGCUCUAAUUUUACCGGAUAUAAUUGCUGUUGUCAAGAACUUGUGCAAUAAAAUAAAUAAGAAUUUUUGUCAACAUCGGAAGGGCAGAGAUGAGCAAUGA